AAAAGUGUUAUAGAGAAGAAAAGACAUGGUUGAGAGAGAGAAAGAGAUACAGACUACUUCGGAAGGGUUAAGUCAGAGAUUGAAGGAAGAAGAUCGUAUAAGCCAAUUACCUGAUCCUUUGAUAUGUCACAUUCUCUCUCAUCUCCCCCUAAAGGAAGCUGUAAAGACAAGCGUUAUAUCCACCAGAUGGAGAAGUCUUUGGCUUUGGCUUCCUAGUUUGGAAUUGGCAUGGUCGAAAUUCCCUAAUCCCAAUGCCUUAAUGAGUUUCGGUGACAGGUUUCUUGAUUCCAAUAGGGUUUCACGUAUAGACAACCUCAAUGUAACUAUUGACAAUGAUGCCUCACAUCUCACGUCAUGGAUAGAUGCUGCGGUUAAGCGUAAGGUCCAACAUCUAGACCUUUGUUGUCGUCGUCUAAAUAGGUAUCCUGAGUUACCCACAAGCACUUAUACAUGUGAGACACUGGUAUCUUUAAAACUUGAUCGGGCGGACUUGGCUAAUGCCAAAUUUGUUUUCCUACCUUGUCUGAAGACUUUACACUUAAAAGAUAUUUUUUAUCCAAAUGAAGCUAUUUUUGAGAGACUUGUCUCAUCCUGCCCUGUCCUGGAGGAGUUAUUAAUGGUCACAUCUGUGUAUGAUGAUAAUGCAAUACACUUUCGGGUCUUCUCUAGUUCAUUGAAGAAGUUCAAAAUAACAAUACAGAAAUUUGGGGUUUCUUCUUGUACUUCAGGAGUUGUGAUUGAUGCUCCUCUACUAAGAUUUUUGAGCAUCAAUGAUGACUUAUCAGAAAGCUUGGUUGUAAUAAACAAAAUGCAUCCCGAUGCCAAGUUAGAUAUUUCUACUUCCUUUGAUUUGACAGUUUUUGAUGAACAAACAGUUUCUUUGAAGAGAAAUAGCAUCCGCGGGUUUCUCUCGCAGAUUUCGAUGGUUAAAGAUAUGAAGAUAAGUAGAGACACUGUCAAGGUCAUAUGUCAAUACUCGACAUUAGGGUCGUUGCCUCAGUUUGUUUAUAUGUCCCGUCUGAGUGCAGCUAUCCAUUACUCCGAUUUGAAAGAGUUACUAACCUUUCUUACGAGCUGUUCAACUAGCAAGGUACCUUUUUAG
This is a messenger RNA of Camelina sativa (false flax), 1102 nucleotides long. Its product is annotated as putative FBD-associated F-box protein At5g53635. NCBI's taxonomy places the organism in Eukaryota, Viridiplantae, Streptophyta, Magnoliopsida, Brassicales, Brassicaceae. Gene Ontology annotation, molecular function: protein binding. The record is from RefSeq and is a predicted model, not a curated record.